GAGGACUUUCUUUUUACUUAAGGGAGGCUCCCCGAAGGAGCGGCGUACCUCUGUUCCCGAAAAUCGCAUGUCCAAUGGUGUGGUACUUUCGUGGUACUCUUUCGGUGCCGUGCUCGAUUGUUUAGUGGCCAUCUUUCUUUUCGAGCUUCGGAAGGGAGCCACGUGCUAGGCAUCCGGAGAAAAUUUGAAAAAGAUGCCGGAACUUCGGAAGAAUCCUCGUCGUAAGACGAGACGUCUCCGUGGCCACGUUUCACAUGGACAUGGUCGUAUCGGCAAGCACAGGAAGCACCCCGGAGGUCGCGGAAACGCUGGUGGACAACAUCACCACAGAAUCAUGUUCGACAAAUACCAUCCCGGAUAUUUCGGGAAGGUCGGCAUGAGGAACUUCCAUGUUCGCAAGAACCACUACUACCAACCGACGAUCAAUGUUGAUCUCCUGUGGUCCUUGGUCGAGCGAAAGACGAAGGAAACCCUCCUGGACUCGGCCAAGAACAAGGAUAAGAAAGCCCCUGUCAUCGACGUUGUACAACACGGCUUCUUCAAGGUUCUCGGCAAGGGUUUCUUGCCCCAGAGCCCGGUGAUCGUGAAGGCGAGAUGGUUCUCGAAGCGAGCCGAACAGAAAAUUAAGGAGGCAGGAGGUGCCUGCAUUCUCACCGCCUAAAUAAAAGCCUGGUGGUUU
This is a messenger RNA of Galendromus occidentalis (western predatory mite), 679 nucleotides long. It is a transcript of the gene RpL27A, whose product is annotated as ribosomal protein L27A. Gene Ontology annotation, molecular function: structural constituent of ribosome. Gene Ontology annotation, biological process: translation. Lineage: Eukaryota; Metazoa; Arthropoda; Arachnida; Mesostigmata; Phytoseiidae. The transcript is spliced from 3 exons. Gene Ontology annotation, cellular component: ribosome; cytosolic large ribosomal subunit. The coding region runs from base 194 to 661 and encodes 155 amino acids. The record is from RefSeq and is a predicted model, not a curated record.